AUGCCAUCAAACAAACGACAAUCACCAACUAGAAUCAGGCGAUCCAGAGUUACAAGAAGACCAACCUCCAGGACUACUCUGGUCAAUAGAGUUUCACAAACUCUUUUAAAUGAACUAAUUGACGAAGAUCAAAUCAUCAGUGAAAUAGUCAGGAGAGAUCGAAAAUUCAACAAGGGGGCAAAGCUAUCGGAUUGGUUUGGACUUUUUCACCUUUGGAAAAGAAGUUCAGAUGCAUUGGCCAAAGCCGACGACAAACGAAUACGAUGA
Molecule: messenger RNA, 267 nt
Organism: Brettanomyces bruxellensis
Lineage: Eukaryota; Fungi; Ascomycota; Pichiomycetes; Pichiales; Pichiaceae
Exons: 1
Coding region: 1-267 (88 amino acids)
Source: RefSeq, a predicted model, not a curated record